AAUACACUCUCGCCAUCCGAGGCCAGGCAACACGUCUUGAUCUGCCUCUGUCAAGGCCGACGGCAUCUCUUUUGUUCCUUGCGCUGCCCUUGGUGCUAGGCGCUCAUACCUAAAAUCCAGACGUGUCAAACCAACCUCGCCAAAAUAGGAACAAUAACAACAAUACCAGUACUGACACCGAAACGGCAACCCACAGCAACAAGAAGUUACCAGACGCGACACACUCCUCAGUGCUCUACCACCUCUACAUCGACGCAUGUGUUUUGUCCCAGACUCUACACCGAUUCUAGCACUCCUGGGAAGAGUGUGCGGUUACGUCGAACCAAAAUUCGUCGUCAUGCCAUCCAAGUUCUCGCGAUAAACCGCCUCCUCCUCACCACAAGACCUCGCAAGCAAGCACCUCUUGGGGUGUAUGUUAGAUUAUGACAGACAGGUUCCCGCCUCUGCCUCCGCAACCAGUGACUCCGAGUCAGACUACACUCCUUAGUCCCAAGUCCAUACCCUCUCUUCCCAGCCAUGGGCCCAAUAAGCUUCAGGCGCCAGUUGAAGAGGAACCCUACACGAUCAAGUGUAUUUGCAACUUUUCUGACGAUGAUGGGAACACUAUCUACUGCGAAGAAUGCGACAGUUGGCAGCAUAUCGAGUGCUACUAUCCCCUCAACAUCGACGAGGCGCUGCGAGAGGAUUUUGCUCACUCAUGCGUCGACUGUAACUCCCGGCUGCUUGAUCGUGAGGGGGCCCGAGAGCGACAAGAGCUGCGCCAUAGUAAACCAAACGCAACGGAGGCGUCGGAUAGGAAAGCCAAGCGGCCUCCCUCCAAGGCGAACAAGAAGAAGGCUAAACCAACCGACCUCACUCUAAAUGGCUACGCCGCCUCCGACAUGAAUACGAAACAUCUUCACGAUCAUCCUCCUACACAUCAGCACAAGAAGUCGAAAAGUACUCAUCGGCCCAGCCAAUCCAUCAGCUCUCAAAACCCGAAGCGCAGCCCUUCGUACAGCCAGAAAUCCGGAAAUCCCCACGGUCAUCCACCAAGCCCUGCUACGACACCCCCCGACAUUUCUCACGAGCUCGAGAUACAUUACUCCAGUGCCUUCUUGAACCUCUACAAGGAUGACCGUGAUGUGUCAAUCGUCCAGACGAACUCAUUUGCCAGUCUCCUGGUAUCGGACGUCAUGUCGAUAUGGUUGCGAGAUCAUGACAAGUUGAGAAUAGAGACAGGAUGCCGCUUCGAAGACGUCUUUCGUUCCUCGCCGCCCGAUGUCGACUCGGUCAAGACUUCACCACGAGUGGAGGCGAAAAAGUCGGUUGUUGGGUCCGAUACUGUAGUGCAUUGGCAGUAUUUGACGACCUCGGAAGCGAUUGGCGAGGACGUACCCUUAAUAGAGCUCAACGGCCAGAUCGGAAUUCAGAAGGACUACUGCAACGAUCCUAAUAAUCGGUGGCAGGAGCUCAGCUCGCCACUUCCAUUUGUCUUUUUCCACCCCAGGCUUCCUAUUUAUAUCGAUACCCGGAGAGAGGGAUCACUCGCUCGUUACGUGCGGCGAAGUUGCAAGCCAAAUGCGACCCUGGACACGUACUUGUCUGAUGGCUCCGAGUACCACUUCUGGCUUGUGAGCGAUCGACGGAUAGCCUCCUCGGAGCAGAUCACAAUCCCUUGGGAGUUCAAUCUGCAGAAGGACGUGGCACGGAGGUGGGAGCAAUUGCUCGGCCUUGGAGACGAGGAAACGAGCACCCAGCCGGAAUAUAACGACAAGGAGACGGAAACCUACCAGAGUAUCGCCUCGUGGGUCCACGCCGUACUGUCCGAAUACGGCGGGUGCGCGUGCGAGUUGGGGCCCGACUGUGCGUUUGCUCGCUUUCACCGAACAUACAUAACGAAGCCGCAACAGUCGAAAGAAAAGAGCUCCAAGAAGAAAUCUCGGAAGCCCAAGGCAAGCGCUAUAUCACCUACCAGCACAGGCCAUGCCACCAAUAGUCGAGCCGCUAGUGAAGGGCACGGCGAUGACGGGGCAGACAACGAUUCGGGUUCGUCACGUAGCAAACCUCCCAGCCGAGAUAUGACACCAGCGCCGCGCCAAGGUUCUUUUGACACUCUGGGCGUGUUGACGGAGCUCACCGACCGAGACAAGCGAAAGGUGCAGAUGGUCGAAGAUUCAUUUCGGCGUAUGGAACAACAACCCCCUCCGCGAAAGAAGAAGCGAGCCUCAGACGGGACUAACAACCCCGGCAUAACAACGAAAUCUAAACCUAAGUCGACGACUGGUCCUUUAACUAGUCUUCCUAACGGCACGUCAGAGCGUCGGUAUGUCGAUGCUGGUACCUCACAGGACCUAUUUCCCGGCAUGUCGAUCAUGUCAAACCCCCGCAAGCAGCACGAUUUGAUGCAGCCUUCCGAUCGAAGUCCUUUGCGACACCCUUCUCAGGGGCCUCACCCACAAUACCGUGACACUUUUAUGCAGACUGGUCCGGUUGGUGGCGGGUGGCAUAGCGGACUAGGACAAAAGGCGAAAAUAACUAAACGAGUCGUCCCCCUCUCCAGGCGCCUAGUCGGUGCUCGACGUCGCUUGCGGGAGGAAGAGGAUCGUAAAAGGGCAUCCCUCACAAUCUCUCCCACGUCUGUGACGGCUGCCAUGGUCAAGAUGGAUAUAGAUUCGCCGAAAGCGGAACAGGACUCGGCCGAAGCAAUGUUAACCAAGGAUGACAAGCCAACAACGCCGGCAGCGGAUCCAUCCACCGAUAUGCCUAUGGGGGACGCCUCCCCCAUCUCGCCUAAAAACACCAAGAGCCUGUCUCUAAGCAAUCCGACGACGGCGGUAACAGCAUCGACAACAACGAACACAAGCCUUGCUGUGAAGCCGAAAGGAAUAACGGCGGCAACUUCUACCCCUAAGAAUAAAACGCCCGAACUACGCGUACAGAUGCCGCCGGUCCCUACCUUCAACGGCUCCGUCAUUUCCAGCGUAACGACGCCAUUGUCCACUGCCGGCACCCUGACACAGUCACCAUCCUCGGCCGUCAACGUGCCUAGUCCCUUUCUACCACUAUCCGCCAACGGAGUUCAGCCCAGUCCGAUCAAGAAGAAGCUAAGCCUAAGCGACUACACGAAGAGUAGAAUGAAUAAGGCGGCGGCAGUGAAGCCUGGAGUUCUGAAGCCGCCGACGGUAGUGGAAGCCAAGUCACCGACAAGCGCCGAUACAAUGAUGCUCGAUCCCCCGGCCACGGAUAAGAACGUGGAUCAAACCGGCUGAGGAUGAGAAGUUCGUUAUCAGAACGACUUGUAAUAUCUAGUAGCGCCAUCGGGUCUAGAUUUGGGGACACUCGCAUGAUAGCAUUCUUCAUGACCCUUGCGUGUUCGGGCAUAUGUCAUCUCAACUGC
This is a messenger RNA of Durotheca rogersii, 3379 nucleotides long. RefSeq lists its product as uncharacterized. The transcript has a single exon. NCBI's taxonomy places the organism in Eukaryota, Fungi, Ascomycota, Sordariomycetes, Xylariales, Xylariaceae. Bases 423 to 3251 code for a protein of 942 amino acids. Gene Ontology annotation, molecular function: protein binding. The record is from RefSeq and is a predicted model, not a curated record.